CUCUCUCCUCGCCGCCGCACUUUCACUCUUCGCCGCCGCGUUCGCUCCGCGUCUGGCCUUGGUUCUCCGGUCCGCCUUCGCCGCCGCCCGCCAGUGCCAUGGAUGCCAAGGUCGUAGCCGUGCUGGCCCUCGUGCUGGCUGCGCUCUGCCUCAGCGACGGGAAACCAGUCAGCCUGAGCUACAGAUGUCCUUGUCGAUUCUUCGAGACCUACGUUGCCAGAGCCAACGUCAAGCACAUCAAAAUCCUCAACACCCCAAACUGUACCAUUCAGAUCGUGGCAAAGCUGAAGAACAACAACAGACAAGUGUGCAUUGACCCGAAAGUGAAGUGGAUUCAGGAAUACCUGGAGAAAGCUUUAAACAAGGGACGCAGAGAAGAAAAAGUGGGGAAAAAAGAAAAGAUAGGAAAAAAGAAGCGACAGAAGAAGAGAAAGACUGCUCAGAAAAGGAAAGACUAGUUGCCUGCCACCUGGAGACGGACCGCAGUGCACUCUGCCCUGCCCCCGUGCUUUGUAAAUCUGCUCUCACCUCCCAGGGCACACACCCUGCCUCCUGAGUGGCCCUCAGACUUCCCAGGGGGAGCAGCACUUUGCAGCCCCUGUGGCCACACUGGCUCCUGCUUUUCCAUGCUUAUUAAGGUUCCUCUGGGUCUGCUAAGUUAUGAAGAAAGUAGUUGCACAGAGACUGGGCUUGGGUCGUGGGACACAGACACUGUGUGCUCUGCACUGUCUAGAACAGCUCGGACUCUAGAAUGGCCCAGGACUCCAGCAUUGCCCCACAGCCCACCCCCUCAUGCCCCCACCCCAACCCUCCACCCCGUCUCUUAGAAGGCCCUGACUUACAAUCUGCCGUCCUGUCUGAGACCAGCAUGUGGCCGCCUGGCCAGGCACAGGGCGGUCUGCUAGCCCAGCAGCAGAGCCUCAGCCAGCAGGGGGCAUGUGCCUCAUGUGCUCUCAUUUGUCCCUGCUCUUGCCACCCAUCCUGGCCUUGUGGGGCAGAGCUGGCUGUGGCCAUUACGUUUGCAGGUGAUAAUUGACUCCUGUUCCCAAGUGUCCAUUGCUUGGCCCACCACCUCUCUGCCUGCUUGAGUGGGACUUUUUCAGUCCCUGUCCCUGUGCCAGGGGCUGUGUGAGCAGCUUUACUUCCAAGCUAGGAUGGAUUUCUGCAGACCAUGCAGGGAGAGCUGGGAUGAGCCCUGUGCUGCCAGAGAGCAGAUGUGAAAGUGCUUCUCAGGGAACCUCCUCGCUGGGUAGUUCAUUUUGUAGAUUCUUUACACGGGUCCCGGACGACAUGGAGGAACUUUGCGAAGGGGCUGCAGCUCCCGGACUCCUAGCUUAUCCCCUCCCCCUCCAAGACCCUGUGCAAUUAGGUUGCAGGACACAGCUGCCUUAGUCUUCACUCAUGGGAAAUAUCUGCUUAAAGUGAACAUGGUUCAAGUUCUAGAACUUUCUUCACUCCUCUCCCUACAGAAUUAUGUGUGAGAUUUCUUGCCAAGUCUUUCUAAUUUGGACCGGAAGGAUGGGAUCCCGAGGGAGGGAGAGGGAGAGCAUGGCCCUGAUGUCAGUAGUGCUUUGAAAAAGGAUGCCUUAAAUAUCUACUCUUCUCCCCAUCCCCCAUCACACAUAAACGCACACCUUGCACCCCAGACUGCUGGUGAUAAUUUCAGUACAUGGAUCCAGAAAAAUGAAGUGGAUGGAGGACAAAGCAGAUGGAUUUCAGGAGAAGAAAACUCCAGGUCCCUGUGUGUCAGACUCACCUGGGUCACACAGCACUGUGUCCCCCUCACGCUCUAAUGUGCUCCUUUGUGAUUGCAGCAUGGAGCAUUACAGCCUACCUUUCCCCAGUGGAGAAGCAUCCCACUAGGGCCCUGCAGCCGAAGACCUUUUGUGUCCCACUGCCACCCUUUCAGCUGGUUGUCUCCCAGCCUGGGCCCCUCUUGCCAGCACCGGGGGUAGCAGGCCUGUUCCUGGGUGUGUGGGGAUCACUCACACUCCCCUCCCACCUCGGAAGGCAUCUGGAUGCUAGCUGAGCUGCCCAGGGCCUCGGUGCUUUCUGAGGAAGCAGCAGAAGUCCAGUGCGUGGGAGCUUGGCUGGGCUAGUUCUAAUUCUUAGAAAAGCACCCACGAGUGGGUAAGACCUGCGCCCCCAUGCUGUCCGUCAUUCUUCACACUGUGGAGCAGCUAUCUCAGUGCCUAGAGAGGGUGACAGAUCUGCCCUGUGCACCGAGGACAGCUGACUGCCCUCCAGCAGCAGUAGGUCAGGCCAUUGCUCCCCUGAAGUGACAAAGUGAUUUCUGCAGCUCUCACGGGGACAGUGCCUCCCACUUGUGGGAGAACAACAGGGGCUGCAGGGAUUAAGAGAGCUGGACACAGGCAGACACCGUCCUGCCCUCCCAUCACUCCACUGGCUCUGGGCCUCAGUGUACCUGACAAGUGGGCGUAGACCCAGCCCCACUAAAGGGUCCUGGGUGACUGGGAAGAGCCGGACCUUCAUGCCAUGGUGGGUUGAAACUGGGCAAUGUUCACACAUCUGUAUCAGGUGAGCAAUGAGGGGGCCACUUCUGCGCCCAGCCCUCUAGGGCUACCCCUGGCCAGGCCACUGAGAGUUCCCGGGGCAACUAUGGGAGUAGGGGGGCAAGCAGUGGGUGGUACCCAGGCCCUGGAUGAGCCAGCAGCCUGCGCUGGGCUCCACGUGUGGCCACCUAAUGUCUGCACUGGGAGAAAGCAGCGUGCCCUGUCCUGUCCUGUCCUGUGACCACUGUGCCAGGCCAGCUCCAUGUCCUUGUUCAUCUGCCAUGCCCUGAGCUUGCUGCACCCGUCUUUCCCCUCCGCUUCCAACCCCCAUCCAUCCCUCUGCUUUGGCCAUGCUAUCUCUCUUACUAGCCUCCCUACCCAGGGCCUAGGAAGGGAGAUGCGGCUGGCUGCCACGAUUUGGAAUUCAAAGGUCAGGAGUGGGGGGCCGGCUGGAGUGGGUGGGCUUGGCUUCUCAGUGUGAGGCCUGGCCGCUGCGGGAACCCGCCUUAAUG
Molecule: messenger RNA, 3025 nt
Organism: Rhinolophus ferrumequinum (greater horseshoe bat)
Lineage: Eukaryota; Metazoa; Chordata; Mammalia; Chiroptera; Rhinolophidae
Gene: CXCL12
Product: C-X-C motif chemokine ligand 12
Exons: 4
Coding region: 99-458 (119 amino acids)
Biological process (GO): cell chemotaxis; induction of positive chemotaxis; immune response
Cellular component (GO): external side of plasma membrane; extracellular region
Molecular function (GO): CXCR chemokine receptor binding; chemokine activity
Source: RefSeq, a predicted model, not a curated record